UUUCGUGCAUUUGUGCCUUGGGACGAUUUUACACUAGCUCGCACCAGUGUUGUGGCACUGCAAGUGGAGUUCGACAGUGAGUGCAAAGUGGAGAUAAUGGUUUGGCGAGGAGGUAGCCAAAUCCCAGAAAACUUUAUGGAUUUGUUCAGUAAACGGAUAAUCCCUCCAACAUAUUAUGAAAGCGACGCGAAUGGAGAACGUUGGAUUCUACCAGAGAAAAACUCACUAACUAUGCGUUCGUUUGAUUCCGAAGAUACUGAAAGUCCAAUUCCAAUAUUUCAAGAUGUUGUAAAAAUUAUAAAAUACGUUACCACUAGUACCAGUUUGACAGAGGCAUUAAAGAACUUAUUUGUCGAUUUGAUAAAUCCAAUUCUACGAAUGUUAGGAAUGGCACCAACAAGUUGGUCAAAGAUCGGCGAUACGCUCAUAAGGCAUGUUUUGAAUUUUUUCCAAAACUCAGCACUAUCAUCACUAGUUAAACUUCCAAGUGCACUGCUUUCAAACCGAAUUUUUGGUGAAAGUGACGAAGACUUCUCUGAUGGUUCCAAUGCGUGGUCGAUGCCACAAUUCUUUGGAGAUUACAGCUGGAAUAAAUGA
Zophobas morio is the source of this 597-nucleotide messenger RNA. RefSeq lists its product as uncharacterized. Bases 97 to 597 code for a protein of 166 amino acids. NCBI's taxonomy places the organism in Eukaryota, Metazoa, Arthropoda, Insecta, Coleoptera, Tenebrionidae. The transcript is spliced from 3 exons. The record is from RefSeq and is a predicted model, not a curated record.